CUACGAACCACCCUUGCGAUUUCCUCUCUCGCCAUGACCUAGGCAUCUCUCCCAUCUUCUAACACAAUAUCAGACCCCAAAGUCGCGCCACAAUAUACCACGGCGCGCGUCGUCCUUCGGCUAGAUCUCCAUCCCCAGAUCAUGGCCUCUCCACCACACGUCCCCACGCUCAACAUCCCCCGAAAACGGCCCUCAGUCUCUAGUGUCGGCUCUGCAAACAAAAAGCGCAAGCCCUCCAACCUCCGAAACUCCUUCGCACCCGAGACCGAGCUUGGCGGCUCACCACUCCGCUUCUCGCGCUCGCCAUCAGUCGACAGUGUUGCUACAACUUCAGUCGUUAAUGGCGGAGGAGGGGGACGCAAGAAAGGCAGAGGGAGAGGUGGCGAUGGAGGGAGUGCUACUGGGAGUAUGAGAGGCGGGAAAGGUGGGAGCGAAGGCAGGAGCAUGACCGGUGCGAUGGGAGAAGUAGGGGAUAGGGGGGAUGAGGGUGAGGACGAUGAUGAUGACGAGGAGGGCGAGGGCAUGGAUGCUGUACUUGAAGGUGGAAUAGGGACUGAGGCGGCGAGGAAGCAGGAAAAGGAGAAUGAGCGUAUCCUCAUGGAAGCCAUGUCAGAAAACCAAUCCAACCGUUAUGCCAUCUACCGCCGCAUCAAACUUAAAAAAGAAAUCGUCCGCAAAAUCACUAACCAAACCCUCUCUCAAUCCGUCCCGCAACCCGUCAUCAUCACCGUGGGUUCCUACACUAAAUCCUUCAUCGGCGAGCUCAUCGACCGCGCACUCACUGUCCGCGAUGAAUGGGCCGCCUCCCGCACCCACCUCCCAAACCCCAAUAUCCCACUCCCCGUCUUGCAGAAUGCGCUGAAUGCUCCGAAGGGAUAUAAGCCGGACGCGAAACCGAGUCUGCAGGAUUUCCAGGCCGCGGGCGUCUGGCAGGGGAGUGUGGGGAAGGAGGAGAGUUUUUGGAAGGAGGUUGCGAAUGAUACGGGGUUGAGUGAGCGGCUGCAGAUGAGGGAUAAGGGGCCGCUGACUCCUGCACAUUUGAGGGAGGCGUUGAGGAGGUACAAAAGGGAUAGGGAUGGUGGGGGAGCGGGCGUGGCGGGCAUGAGUUUGGAGGGCGUAGAGAGGGCCAGGGCGAGGUUGGGGGGUAGGAAACUGUUUAGAUGAGAAGGAGUGGCUACAUUGGAGACGAGGUGAUGAUUUCUUUGGUUGAGGCGUCUCUUGGUGGAUAGCUACGUGGAUUGAUUUCUCGAGCUAGGAUGUAUGCAUCCAUAGCGUGGAGUUUUUUGGGAGGCGGUUAUCUGGGCAUGCAAUUGGCAUCAUGUCUUUUCCAGAGUCGGAAUGAGAACUCUGACUUUUUCCGCUUGGAAUACGGGUCCGUAUAGAUGGCCGUCUUUAAAUAGAGACGAAAGAGGGGCAUGUCUAACUAAUUCUAAGCAUGUAU
Molecule: messenger RNA, 1441 nt
Organism: Lindgomyces ingoldianus
Lineage: Eukaryota; Fungi; Ascomycota; Dothideomycetes; Pleosporales; Lindgomycetaceae
Exons: 2
Coding region: 142-1164 (340 amino acids)
Biological process (GO): RNA polymerase II preinitiation complex assembly; transcription initiation at RNA polymerase II promoter
Cellular component (GO): nucleus; transcription factor TFIID complex
Molecular function (GO): transcription coactivator activity; protein heterodimerization activity
Source: RefSeq, a predicted model, not a curated record